CAUGGCGCCGCUCCCUUCCCGGGUCUGAGCUGGGCUGCCGCCAUCUUGCUCAGGGUCCAGCGGAAGGCGGGCGGGCGGUCUCUCUGAGAGAGAACCGAUAACCGGAGGGGGGAGGUGACCAUGAGGAGAAAGCGGCUGUGAGACCCACCCGUCCCUUUGCCCUAUACACGGAGCGGGGAAGGAGAGGUUUUGGAACAGGAGGAGGGGGUUUGUGGUGGUGAGCUGAGGCCGGCCCUCCGUGACCGCUGGUGCCCCUGUCCACCCACCGGCCGCUCGCUGCUGCUACCGCUACCGGGGUUUGACUGUGUCCGGAGGCUGGGGGGUGGGUGGGGAAGGGGGAGGAGGAGGAGGAGGAGGGGGCCAUGGCCGCCGCCAAGUUCGAGUCCCACGACCGGACAAGCUGGUACUUCGGGCCGCUGAGCCGGCCGGAAGCGCAGGCCAAGCUGCUGGGCCAGCGGCACGGCACUUUCCUGGUGAGGGACAGCAGCACCUGCCCGGGGGACUACGUGCUGUCGGUCUCCGAGAACUCCAAGGUGUCGCACUACAUCAUUAACAGCCUGCCGGGCAAGUUCAAGAUCGGCGACCAGGAGUUCGACAACCUGCCGGGCCUGCUCGAGUUCUACAAGAUCCACUACCUGGACACCACCACCCUGAUCGAGCCGGCCUCCAGGGCACCCCCCGGAUCGGCUCCAACCGUCGCCCCAACCGGGCUGGCCAAAGGCCCGGUGCCUCCGGUGCCAGCAGCCGAGGAGAGCGCCGAGUAUGUGCGGACACUGUACGACUUCCCGGGCAACGACGUGGAGGACCUGCCCUUCAAGAAGGGGGAGCUGCUGGUCAUCGUGGAGAAGCCCGAGGAGCAGUGGUGGAGCGCCCGCAACAAGGACGGCCGCCUCGGCAUGAUCCCCGUGCCCUAUGUCGAGGUGGUGGUCAAGUCGUCGCCCCAGCAGCAGCAGCCGCAGACCUUCCAGGCCCAGAGCCAGCAGCAGCAACAGGCGGCUGGCUACCGCAACUCCAGCAGCUACGGCAUUCCCGAGCCCGCACACGCAUAUGCCCAGCCCCAGACCAGCAGUCCCCUGCCCACCGGCACCAACCCGCUGCCCACCACCCAGAACGGACCCAUCUAUGCCCGAGCCAUCCAGAAGCGAGUUCCCUGCGCCUAUGACAAAACGGCCUUAGCCUUGGAGGUUGGUGACCUUGUGAAAGUGACCAGGAUGAACAUCAGCGGCCAGUGGGAGGGUGAAGUGAAUGGACGGCAAGGACUCUUCCCUUUCACUCACGUCCAGAUCUUCGAUCCCCAGAACCCUGAAGAGAACGAGUGACCCAGAGAUCCGGUUACACGUGGUCACCUCCAUCUGCCUGUUCAUCGCACACGGUUUCAGCAUCACAUCCGGUGCAUCGCUUCCAGACUAAUGGGGAAACCAUCAUUUUGCCAUGGAACCGCGAUUGGAUUUUUGAGUAUCUGCUUACCUGCUGGAUUUUAAUGUUUCUGUCUGAGCUCUUCCCACGUACCAUUAAAGCUACAUGAUUACUAAUAAUAAAUGGAGUAAAGGACGGGAGAGAGACAGUCUCGAUCUCAGUGCCACGAUAGUUAAUGCUUCAGUAAACAUUUUGAAGCCAACUGGGAUAACCGAGCGUAUACUUGGCUGCACCCCUCACACCUGAUGGAUAUUCCUCCUGCCUACGACAGGCAUGUAAAUGCGGUGAUCCCUUGCCAAUUAAUUAAUUGUGGUAUUUUGGGAUGCUACUGGGACGAGAUGUAUCUAGCCUCAGCUAUUAUCUUGAGUGCUUACUUAAUGUAAAGGAGCUGAGUGAAUAAUUGAGGCAUCGGACUCAAAAUGAUUUGAAAUGGUUCAGAGUACAGCCUAUAUAUGUUAGUCUGUGGUGCCAUAUCCAAUAUGUAGAGGAGACAAUUUUUUUUGGAUACAAUCAGGUAGAUAGCUGUAGAAAACAAUCAUGAAUAAGUCACUUUUACAGUUUUGUAACACCUGUAAAAAUUGAGCUUUGAAAGAGGAAACACUCUGGGAAAACAGGAACAGAAUUGUUAACACUUGGCAAUCCAGAAAGAUUGCUAGUUGUAGCCUGAGUGAGGCACAAGGAUAAAUUGGUAACUCAAGCCUUAAGGACUGGGCUGGGCUGUGGGGGCAGGUAAUCUGCAAAAUGACUGGCUUGUGAUUGAGUAAGGCACAACCUUUUCAUAUCUAAAUAUGGAGGUAGUAGGUUCAGUUUUAGUGAAUGACCUUCAGAAAAUCAAGAAUGAUUCAGACAUCUGGCUAAUGGACAGAAAAUAUUCGAAUGGGGAUAUUAGUGCCUUUUCCUUCUGGAACUGGUUUCUACAAACAAUUUCUCAGUCUGCUUUUCUGUAAAAAUGCUUAAUAUUGGGUAGCUGCCUUUGGUAGACUCCUAUUCAGCCUGUACAGUUUGUCAGACCUCUGCCAGUGUCCAGCUCAAGUCAUCAGCUGCAGGUGGCUAAAGGGAUUGAGAGGAGCUGUGGUUGCAGUGUGUUUUACAGAUUGGAGAAUCGUUUCACAUCUCUUACACAUGCAGACUGGAUGGUUUCUUACAUGCGUGCACUCUUAGUUUGUUUUUGCACCCAUUCUUUCUCACACCUCUGCCCGUGUUUUUUCUCUCUCUCACUUGCCGAUCCACAUUGACCCCUCCCUCUCAAUUGCCUGUUCAUGACUUCUGUCUUUCUCUCACUCGCCACUUCUGCCUCCCUAUCAGCACUUUUUCUCUCCAUGACCAAACUGUGCCUUUCUGUCUUAUCUGUUUGCAAUUCUGUAUCUCCUUUGUUUCCUUUGCCUUUCUUUCUUCCCUUCAUCUACCAACCCUUUCUCUCCCUACAUUUUGCCCCUUCUAUCUCCUUUUCACUUGCCUCUUCAUUUCUCCCCACACCGUCCAUUCUUCUUCCUCCUGUAGCGACUCCCUUCCACCCCACGCCCAUCUGUCCCUUCUUUCUCGCCCCUUUCUCUCUCCACCCUCUUGUCUGUGCUCACCUUCUUGCUCGCGCUCUCCCGUCUGUGCACCCUUUCCCUUCCCCUCUCCCCCUUCUCUCUCUGCACCUCUCUUGUUUGUUCUCCCCCUUUUUUUGGUCUGUGUCCCUCCAUCCACUCCCCCCUCUCUUUUGCUUGCUGAAGCAUUUUUCUUUUGCAUUGCAUACUGGGAGUAAGGACAUGACCCUUCUCCAAACUACUCUACCAAAAGUCUCUGAGGUAAUCUGUAUUGAAAUGGGCUUCCCUGUUUUGUAUAAUAUUCAACUGAAGAUGUUCAAGCCUUAUAUAUUAGAAAACCUGUGCCCUGACUGCUUUAUUUAAUCACCCUGGGGAAACCAUUAUCACCCGCAGUGCAACACUAAAGUCAAUCACUGCUGACAAGCUGUCACCCCACCGAGCUGAUUACUGAGGGGAACUGCACUCACUGAGCUAUUGGGCCUGACUCUUUGCUGCUGUGAAAGUGGCAACACAAAUGAUACCUGUGGAGUAAUUGUACAUAAAUUGCUUUGAAAGAUUGAAACUUCCUUACAGAGCACCAUUGCUAUUGCCCUUAGCUGUGGAGAGUUGAUAGUUCCUACUUUUUGCUGCUUUGUUGCUGAGCUCUGCAGCACCCACUGCAAUUCUGGCAGGUAGGCAUAAAGUAGCUGCCAGGAAUAGACAAUUGGAAGUUUUUUCGCUAUUGGAAAACUAGUAACUGGAUUUCAUCUAGUCACCUUGUGUAUAUAACAAAUCCACAAGAGCUUUUUCUCUUUCUCACUCAGUGGCUUGGAGUGGCCCCAACCAAGAUUAAUGAUUGGCGAGUGUGUGCUGUUGUAACUGGCUGCUCAGCAGUGUUCAUUUUGCACUGUUUUCAUAGUACACCAUUGGUACUGGUUAUUAAAACGAAACCUUGGAAGACUCCACCUUCCUGAAGCUCACUGCAUUUUCUGAACAAUGAGGAAAUAGCGUGGUGAAAUGGGACGGGGAGGGAGAGGGAGGAGGGGAAGAACCAGACAAAUGUCCUGAGGUUAGUUCACCAUUGAACCAAAGUAUGCAUCUAGUGCCUAAAAUAAAAGCGCUCGCUGUAUGAGUGGGACGGGUUGAGAUGGAUAGAUAUUACUGUCCUGGUUACUUUUUGAAGGUGACUUUUAGUAUUCGUGUUUGUAUAGGGGCUACCAUAUUGUGGCUUCAGAGCUUUUGGAACUAACACUUUUUUUUAUUUGCCUUCCUUUCCACAUCUUGCCUUGCUGAGCUCUUCAGUUAACUGAAUAGAUCCAGGGUUGUGGGAACAACUGUGAUUCAGCAGUAUUGACGCAAAGGUUUUUAUUACAGAAUCUUUGAAUAUGCCUCAGUUUUAUAACUCCGUAAUGCAACUAGCUUUGUGUCCUGUUCCGUUCUUUGUUUCUUUGUCAAACCACUAUAGCUCCCUUGGCUUGCUUGCCAAGCUGUUACACUGGACUCCUUAAAUUGUCUGGUUGCCAGAAAUGCCUUGUGAGAAUGAACGAUGCCCUAUGUUUCCUUUCCCUUCCCUUUACCCUUUGAUUCGGUUCCGGUUUGUGAGUGUUUCCCCUUUCAGGUUGUUAGUACCUAGCCCGCUUCUCUUCCUCCUUUAGCUUAACAGCUUCCAUAAUAUUGUAAGCAGGCUCGUGCACUACAGGAAUGAAAUAAAACACAUGUCUGUGCCUCUUGUAAACGUCGCGCAGUGAGUCAAGCAAUGAAUCGCACUGUGAAGGGUGAGCGUGUACUCAGCCUGCAUCACUUGCCUGCCUUCCCACUGCAUUUGUCGCCAAUAAAAUAUUGUUUACAGCACAGCAAGUUCACAACAGGUUUUUAAUAGUUGCUAAUAGCUUAAGAAAACUAUUGAAAUGUUUGUCUGUGACCUCCAUGCAUGCUAGUCUCUUUUAUUUUUGUAGAAAGCUUUGUGCUGUCUGUUCCAGGAGAAUAAUUAAUGCAUUUUGUUUAACAUUCUGGGAAUGGGAGCUUUUUGCCUGUGUACAGUACAGAUCAUGUCUAACACUUCAUUAAAUAAAUCUAGUGUGUGGAAAUGCAAGUGUCUAGAAGUGUAAAGUACUCGCAAGCCCCAGUUAUAUCUAUAAAAUGCCAUAUGCUAAACUGGAGUGUUUUGGGGUGCAUGGUUUAUGUUUCAGAAAUUAACAGUAUUAUAGCAUUUGCAGGUUUCACAGAGGGGUAUAUCUAUUUUCUUAGUUUUUAUUUUUGGUCAAAUGUAGAAAUGCUCCAUUGUUGAAGCCAGUGUUUGGAUAAUGAAUGUACAGAAUGAAUAAAAUUGACAAUAAUUCACAUCUCCUCCCCUCCACGGUCCUUAGCUGUGGAUGAAACCGAUGUGGACAUUAGAAGAAAGGUAAAAAAGAAAAUACAAAGAACAGGCUAUGUUUGAUACACCCAGUACUACUUGAGUUGUGUGAACUCAGGAAUUAGGACAGGGCUUCUAGUGAACUCCGCAGAAGAGUUCACAAUUCAAAUGGUAAUUGGAAGGCAGCAUCCACCAGACAAUUUGGUUAAGUUGAGAAGGAAACACUGAUCUAAACAACUCAAUUUAAAAUACUUUUUGUUUUACCUCAGUCUAUCUCUAACCCAUGUUGUAGAAUGCAGUGACGAAAAGUAAUUGCUAUUGCACAGAGAUAGUAGGAACUGCAGAUGCUGGAGAAUCUGAGAUAACAAGGUGUAGAGCUGGAUGAACACAGCAGGCCUGCUCCUCUGAUGCUGCUUGGCCUGCUGUGUUCAUCCAGCUCUACACCUUGUUAUCUCUGCUAUUGCACAGUUGAUAUCAAGUGUUGAUGUUGAGCCCCUUAAAACCACAGGCUGCUAAAAAGUCUUGUCUUAUCUGUUCUUGCCAUGACAGAUGCACCUUGUAGUUUGUGGCAUUAUGUUCAGUCACAAUUUGACUCAUUGCUGAAGUCAUAACGGUAAAACUGAGCUAAUUUUAGCUCUACCUCUGCUCUGCAGAGCUGUGGGCAAACUCACUUAUGCUUUUGAGCCACAGCCCUGUAUCCCAUGAUACUGGCCACUGCCUUGGAAAUACCUACCAUUUGUUUCAAGUGGCAAUUGACUUCAGCCCCUCCGCCUGUUCUCUGGUGCUGUGACCCUCGUGAGUGUAGGUGAACCUUUAUGAAACUUGGUUAAAACAAUUCACAAGCAGCAAUGAUAAUCAAUCAGUAAUGAGUAUUUGGGAUACACAUUUAGGGAGAACUGUUUCUUUGUAUGGAACUGAAAGGAGACUAUUUGGUCUAUUUAUUUGGCUUGUGUGAAAGUGGGUGGACCUUGUUUUGCAGCUCAGGAUGGACAGUGUAUAGAGGGUAAAAGCCAGUGACAGGGAGAGACCUGGUGCUUUGAGUGCAAGUGGUUUACACACUGCUCUUCCUGGCUGAACAGUCACAUCCUCAGCCUCUGAACUGCCUGUGGUUAGCUUCUCGUAUGUCGCUUUGUGAUAUUUGCCUGCUGUGUCUUGGAGAGCACAUCUAAUAUCUCUCACUUUAACCUCAACACCUUCCUAUCUGUUCAGUUGUGAUUUGCGUUUUCUAUUCCCACCCCACCCUGUCCCUGAUAUUUUGGGUCACGUUUGAAGAUUUUUAACAAAUAUCUUUGGGGUGUUUAAAAAUUGAUGCUGAACCUGAAAUUGAUGCUAAUGGUUUGAAAUGGCAUUGGGGCUGUUUUGUCUAAAACUGUUACAAUAAAAUGGAGUUAACUCCGGUUUUAUAACCAUA
This is a messenger RNA of Rhincodon typus (whale shark), 6691 nucleotides long. RefSeq names its product v-crk avian sarcoma virus CT10 oncogene homolog-like (gene crkl). NCBI's taxonomy places the organism in Eukaryota, Metazoa, Chordata, Chondrichthyes, Orectolobiformes, Rhincodontidae. The coding region runs from base 363 to 1319 and encodes 318 amino acids. Gene Ontology annotation, molecular function: protein binding. The transcript has 2 exons. The record is from RefSeq and is a predicted model, not a curated record. Gene Ontology annotation, biological process: positive regulation of ERK1 and ERK2 cascade.